This is a messenger RNA of Danaus chrysippus (African queen), 6282 nucleotides long. NCBI's taxonomy places the organism in Eukaryota, Metazoa, Arthropoda, Insecta, Lepidoptera, Nymphalidae. The record is from the annotation of a GenBank genome assembly.
AUGAGUGAGGAAGGUGGUGAUGAGUCGCCGGUUUGGCUGAAACGAAAGAUUAAGAAAGUCGUGGUGCUCUCGGCAACAUCAGAUUCUGAUAGCGAUGAGAGCGUUGGCGUGGCGGGGACACGUAGAAAAAGAUUGAGGGUCAUCAGCGAUGGGGAGGCAAGCGACAGUAGCGGGAGCUCCGUCGUUUGCGCGGGCAGUCGGCGGAGGCGCAUACUUCCUAAGCUACGAGACUCAGACGCUGAAAGUGAUAGCUCCGACUGGGCAACAGAUCGAUCAAAUCCACCAAAAACGAAUGUUUCCACAAACAAAACAAAUUCCGGUUUCGCCUCCGACAGCUCCGAAGGGAACUCUGACAAGUGUUCUAUCUGUUUAAUGCGGUUUACAAAUCAAGAGAUCGGCACGCCCGAGAUAUGUGAACACAUAUUCUGUUUGGAUUGUAUCACAGAAUGGUCCAAAAACGUAAACACCUGCCCCGUAGAUAGGCUAACAUUUAAUUCUAUAAUUGUGCGAACAUGUAUUGGAGGGAGGGUGCUGCGAACAGAGACUGUGAGGACGGUGCAGCGCAGCUCCUCUGUGGAGGCACUCGUUGUGGAGGACCCUACUAUAUGUGAAAUUUGUAGAAGCAUGGAAAGUGAGGAGACGAUGCUGCUCUGUGAUGGCUGCGAUCUCGGCUUCCAUAUGCACUGUUUAAGUCCCCCUCUGUUGGAGGUGCCGGCCGACCAGUGGCUGUGUCCAAACUGUUUUGUUGAUAUUGAUAAUGACCAGGAGCUGAUGGACGCCAUCAACCUGUCUGAGGUGGAAGACUUGUUUGAUGGGAUCAUUGAGUUCGACCUGCCCACCGGGCCCAGGCCUACACCCUUGAGGCAGCCAAGGAAUGUGAGGAGGUCAUCGAGAAAUGUGAGAUCAGGAGAACAACCUUCUACAUCCAGUGGCAGCCACACUAACAAUGGAAACGAACUGCCGACAACCUCACAGGCAACCAGGAGUACAUUGAGAACAACGACCCGCUCCAUCAACAGAAGACCAACGACCACCCGCAGACGGAAAUAUAAAAGAAGACGAACUAAGACUGUCAUUAUAGAGUAUGAAGUACAAGAAAAUGGAAAGUUCCCCAUCACAAGGAAAAUCAAACGAAGAGUUAAAAAAAGAAGGGUAAAAAAACGUCAACCUCGUACUGCGGCUCGUAGGUCGUAUGUACGUGCGAGCGUCCAGGCCAAGCUCGCGUCCCAACGAACUCAGAGACAGGAAGUGUCAUCGGUGACGCUCGCCAGCCGCGGGGUCAAGGACCUCACCGUCCACAGACACAGGGCCGGUAUACCGUCUCUGAGUCUGCUGGGCAACCCUAAUGAACUGGAUUAUUUCUCCGAUGAGGACAACACCGUCUCGGAGGACGCCUCCACGGCCGUCGCAGUCAGACCCUCCUCCAAUAUCUUCAGUGCUUACAGACAGGCGAGAAGGAAAAUCGUGUCGGUUCCGUCUCCCCCGCACGCGUCCUCGGCGCCGGACCUCCUGUCUAACAUCUUGGAGAGUCAGACUUUACUGCACUCGAAGAACUCCUUAGUGUCGAUAACAGUAGACGGAAACAUCAAUAUAAAGCUGCAGACGAAGAAACAGAGCCAGCAGAAGAAGACUGACACAGAAACGAAAGAAGACGACAAGCUGGACCUGUCCAAGGCCAAGGAGGCUGUGAAGUGUGCGCCCUCCUACCCGGGGCAGGGGCGCGGCGGAGGAGGAUGGGGCGGGGGAGGGGGCUACCGGGGCGGAUACGGAAGAGACACGCAUCACGCUAACGGAGGGUUCAACCGAGGAGGAUACGACGCUGGAUACGGAGCACCAGGCUACCAGGGACGGGCCGCGGGCUACGGCGGGUACCAGAACAGCGGCAUGAGGCGAGACGAGCCCGACUACUACGAGCCCUUCCCCCGCAGGCCGCAACAGUUCACCAACGCCGAUGACUCCUACUACGACCGAGCUCGAAGGCCGGUCAUGGACAACGGACGAGGAGGCUUCUCCAACCAUCACAGAAGUGACGGUGGCCGAUACAGCGGCGCGCCCGGCUGGCCCUCCGCGCCCGCCCCGCCCGGACCCUCCGCCGGCCCGCCGCCGCACGCGAGACACUCGUUCGGAGGCUUCGAGAACCCCGUCGACAUGAGGAUGACCGAUAGACAGAUGCCGCAGUCGAAUCCUACCGUCGAUAUGUUCUCUGGCAUCGUUCCUCACCAGGACAAGCCUCAGCCUCCCUCCUACCGGCCGCACGCGGAGCCGCCUGCCUUCCGAUCUUCUCCGGAGCCGCAUCCCUUCCAAUCACCGUCACAGCAACAGAGUUUCGGUUAUCAGAAAACAUCGGAAGUGGAGAAGUCGGAGGACGAGAGGAGCGACCCCGGACUCAUCAUCGACACGGAGAAGUACGACCCCACCGAGCCCACGCGCGACGAGGACAGCGGGGAGGAGGACAAGACGGCGCUCGGCUCACACGCACCACAUGCACCACCCGCACCACCCGCUCCACAAGUACCACCCGCUCCGCCCUCGCCUCAACACAAGUCAUACGAGCCGCAGUCGACGGCCGAUGAGAGCGUGCAGAACAUACUGGCGGGUAUCGACCCCGGUACCAUGAACGUGCCGCCCAGCGUGUUGGACAGCGCGCUCCGCCAGGUGCUCAAGGAACACCGGAACCUCAUCUCGUCUCCCGGACUGAACACGAACAGAGACGGAAGCGAGGACGAGUCGGACGGCGAAUGUCCAAACUUUUCGAUUUAUUCAGCCGCGAGUGUUCACAUCGCGAACUACGUCAACGACCUGCCUGACGAGCCGCCGCCGGAGCCCCGACCUACCGAGGGGCUGGAGGACCUGGUGCAGGAGGACGACGACACGCCGCCACACACCUCGCCCGCUCACAACAAGGACGCUGAGGACAAAAAGGGGGAUGUGGGACGGACGCACGGCAACAAUGAAAAGAGAAAGUCCGAGGAGGAAUAUAAAGAAAAGGUAUCCAAACGAUGUCCGAUCACUACGAACACUAGAAACCCUAUCAAAAUAAAACUUAACACGCCAUCCUUGAUAAAGAGGCAGGUGAGCUUAUAUGACGAAGAAGACGCGAGCCAGGAUGCCGGGCUGGAGGAGAAGUUAGACGUGAACACUAAAACGAAUGAAAACAAAUUAAAUGUAAAACAUGACAGUCCGAAGAAAGAACAUCUCGAUACAACACUUGUUAAAAAUAAAGAAACUACAUUGAGCGAAGAAGACUCACAACCGAGUGAACGAGUCCAAGAAUUAAAGCAGAGUUGUAAACGUAAAAGUUUCGAAGAAACUAGUAGUACGCCUUCAAAAGAGAUUAAAGAAAACGACGGAUCACGAGUUACAAACAAAGAAAGAAAACAGAGUCCGUCGAAAAGUAACAAGGAGAGUCAUGAUAAUAAUAUUGAUGAGGUCGCUAAACAUGGUGAUGAUACUUCAGGCAGCGAAAUAAAAAGAGAGUGUAAAGUAGAUCAUUCAUCAGACGUAGAACCUAACAAAGAUACUAGAAUUAGUAAUGAAAACGAUCAUAAACUUGACGACAAUGUAGAAAAAAUGACAGAGUCUAUAAGCGAGACGGAAGACGAACGCAGCUACACGCCAUGCCUAGAUGAAAAUAAAUCUAACAAGGACGCCUCCUUCGACAACGACAGAGACAAAGGACUAGAAGGACUCGAAACUGAGAUGAUAUCAGAAGACGAGGGAAACGAGAUGUUCUCCGAGAACGAACGGGCGCCCUCUAAUGGAUCAGGAGCCUCACCUGUAAGGACGAGGACUGAAGAGGGACAGGCUCACGAGAAGAAAGAGGCCAGCAAGAAGACCACGGCGCGAGAAGAAAACGUCAAGAAGAAGAAGAAGAAGGACUCGAAGAAAGAAACUAAAGACAAGGACAAGGGGAAAAAUAAAAAGAAAACAGAAAUAACCUUUAAGAAACUUAGCAAAAGUGGCAAAGAAAGAAAUUACAGAGAGAGAGAUAGAGAUAAGGGAGAAAAGAAGUCGGGAAGAGAUCGGCGGGACUCCGGAGACAACGACGUGCGGCAACGACGACGGAAAGAGAAACGGAAAGACUUGCAGAGAUACGAUGUGCGCUCGCUCGUGACCGAGAAGAGGCGGAAGCUCAAGGAUCCUUUCGGACGAGACGUGUCACCGAGGGAGCGCUCGCCCUCGCUGUCCCCGCCCGAGCGGUCCCCCUCCCCCGCCGGCCGCAGGGACCUGUCUCCUCGCCGCACGCCCACUCGUCUCCGUCGAGAUCCCUCGCCCGUCCCCGCGUCCCGCUCGCGCCGCUCACCCUCAAGAGUUCGUCGUUCUCACUCCCGGAUCCGCAGGUCAUCGUCCAAGACUCGUCGGUCACAUUCACGUCCUCGUAGAUCAUUCUCCAGAGGUCGAAAGUCACCUUCCAGACCUCGGGCUUCACCCUUGCGGUUGAAGCGCUCCGUGUCCAGAGGACGACGCUCGCCGAGCGCACCGCGUCAGGCGGCCUCGAGAAGUCGGAGAUCACCUAAUCUCCGGAAGUCCCCCUCUCGACGCAACAGCGUCAUCCGCGGACGUACCUCAUCCCGCGGACGAACGUCACCAGGCCGCGGUCGCCGAUCUGCCGCCCGACGCUCCCCCAGCCCGCGUGUGGGGUCCCGCCGCAGCCCCGCGCGCAGUCCCGCUCGUAGCCCCAUACGUCGCAAACGACGACGCUCCAGCUCCCGACCAGCCCGCCGUCGAUCUGCAACCGGUAGUCCGCCCCGACGUACCGUCAAGAAGAAGAAGCGAGAAAGAUCGACUCGCCGAGUUCCGCCGGCCGCUUCCCCUGAGCGGAAACGACGACGAAGCGAGAGCGCUCGGCCGGCGCCGGCGCCACCCUCCCCGGCUUCCCGCCCGCCCUCUCCUCGCACGCCUUCACCUGAGCCCGCGCCGUCGCCUCUCCCGCUCGAAGAGGUCCCGGAACGUCCCGAACGAAGACGUCGAGACCCGGAGAGACACCGCAGGAGACUCCGGGACGCGCCCGGGCCUUCUAAGGAAGUGUUCACGUCCGGCGAUAACAUCCUCGUGAGCGUCAGCUUUAAAGAGCAGGAACGAGGAGAGGAGAGCGAGCGACGGAGACGGAGGGAAACGCGCCGCGAGAGGAGGCGGAGGAGACGAGCGGCCGUCCCGCCCGAGGUGGAGGUGGCCAAGCCCGUGGCUAUCAUAGACCUCGACCGCUCGCCCUUCCGGGAACUGACUCCGUCGCCGAAGAACGUGAUCGUGCUGAGCGACAGCGACCACGGCGAGCGAGAGGCGGGGGAGGAGAAGCCGCCCGUGGAGGAGGUUCCCGCCGAGGCGCCCACGCUCGGCCCCAAGACACCGCCGGAGCCCCUCGCCCCCGAGCCCGCCGCCGCCGCUCCUCCCGAGCGCGAGCACACGCCACCCGAGGCGGAGCCCCACUCGCCGGACGCGUACGAUCCCUUCGAGCCGACGCGCUCGGCCUCCGCGUCCCCCGGCUCGGGCGCGUCGGCCGCUUCCGCCGCGUCCCCGGCGCCGGCGGCGGCGCCCUCCCCUCCCCGCACCCUCAUCACACUGGAGGCCGCGCAGCGGAGCAACCUGUCGGCGGAUGAAGUGAUCGAUCGCCGCCCACUGUCACCAGUCGAGAAGGUCAUGGCGCUGUUACAAUCCACUCGUGACGAGAGCCCGGAGCCUCCGCCGGGCGCUCCGGAGCCUCCGCCCGCGCCCCGCAUCGUGCUGCCGUCUCCGACGCGGGUCCCUCCCAAGCUGUUCCCGGGCAAGCCGUCCCCAAUCAAGUCCAACCCGGUGAAGCCGAUGCAGGUGUCCCGCCUGCCGCGCCCCCCUCCCCCCUCCCUGCUGCCCGACGCAGGCUCUUCCCCCUACUCGCCGGGCUCGAGCGACUUCGGUGAGCUGUUCGAGCCGCCGACUCGCCGCCCGCGGACCGCUCCCAGACACGAGCGGAAGAGAGGAAAAACGCAAGUCGACGUCAGAAUAGACGACGACAACCUCAUGAUCCUGGACGAACUGCCGAGCUCUGCCGUCGCGAUGCAAGUCAAGAGCAAAUACCUGAAGAAGUUAAACCGUCAGGAGCGCGUGGUGGAGGAGGUGAAGCUGGUGCUGAAGCCGCACUACAACAAGAAGAGGGUCACCAAGGAGGAGUACAAGGACAUCCUGCGGCGAGCCGUGCCCAAGAUCUGCCACAACAAGUCCGGAGAGAUCAACCCCACCAAGAUCCAGGCGCUGGUGGAGGCCUACGUCAAGAAGUUCAGAAAAAAACACAAACUGGGAGUCGUCUAG